Messenger RNA from Ctenocephalides felis (cat flea), 486 nucleotides. RefSeq lists its product as uncharacterized. The transcript is spliced from 3 exons. The record is from RefSeq and is a predicted model, not a curated record. Bases 89 to 397 code for a protein of 102 amino acids. Lineage: Eukaryota; Metazoa; Arthropoda; Insecta; Siphonaptera; Pulicidae.
UAAAAAUUAAAAGAUCUAUAGGUACAACUGUAUAAAAAUAACUAGAAUAACCUAUAUUUAAGUUUUACACAACAAUCUCAAAACGUGUAUGAUUAUCAUUAACAGCAACCAAUUAAGUUAUCGGUAUCUUAUGGGGUCUGAUUCUAACCUAGAAUUAAGGGUAAGAUCAUUUCUUACCGGGCUUUCUGCAUAUGCAAUUGUUCUUUCAGGAACAUAUUUUGCUCAAAAACCAUAUCUCAAACGUCUGCCAUAUAAAUUAAGAGGAAGUGUAGUUGUAGCAUGCUUGGUAGCUUCUGUAGCAACUUACGGGGUUCAGUCGUUCAAUAAAUACAGACUAGGACAGAAAUUGAAAAAUGAUAUAAGUUGCAAAGUGGAAUCUAAAGAACAUAAUGUUUAAAAGAGCAUUUGUUUUGCUAAAUUGGUCUCAGUUUUGGGCUCCAAAACCUGUGCUUUGCGUACCGCCAUUACAUAUAAGAAAGUUUAGUG